AACCUCGAGAUAUUAUUCAUCAAUUGAGUUAUAAUAAGCCUGCUUUUAGACGAUCAAACCUUUUACGACGUACACGUCGUUAAAUAAGUAAUCGGAAUGUCUCUAUUAAUCUAACGCAAGAGGAACGUGCAAAAGUAAAUGAAUGGAGGUUCGCGCUGCACAAUUACCACCUCAAAUUCGACCAGUAGACUUGAAUCGCGCUACUUUUGCAAUAGCGCAAUAGCCUACCAAUAUCGUCGCUGCGUUUAUAUCGGUUCAUUGUCUGUCGUAUACCAGCAUUGCAAUGCAUUCAAGUUUCAAUCGGAAACCCCCGGCAUAUGCUGCGCUGGUGGAAAGACUCAUUGGUUCACUCAUAUGAUUCAAUACCCAUUGAUGUUCUGGAGAGGAUGGAUAUCACUUGAAAAUAAAGAUGGUCAAUGCAACGACAGGAGAAGAUACGAAUAUGAAGGUCAGUGCAAAGUAUUUGUAGGCGUAUCGAUUGAUGAUUUGCCAAGCGGUUGACAAUUAUCUGUUGAGAUAUCGCCGGUUGUUUCAACAGUACUGCGUCGAAUUGUACGUAAAGGUCGAAACGAAGCGGUUCAAUUUAAGUCGUUUUAAUUUGUCGAAGUUACGAUCAGAAGAGUACAUCCACUUGCGUGACGCCAUCGCUACUGACGGAAACGGCGCCAACAGAGGCUGUUUGAUCAUUCUCCCAUCUACGUAUGUUGGAAGCCCGCGCCACAUGCAUUAGUACGCUCCAGAUGCGGAAUUACGGACGUCCGGAUUUAUUCAUCACGUUAACUUGCAAUCCGAAAUGGUCCGAAAGGAAAGGAUGUCUAUACUGUCCGCUUUUGUUGAAAACGUUCUCAAACCACUGCAAUGUUGAGUACUGCAACUCCAUCAAAUCCAUCAAAUACGUUUGCAAAUAUGUCGACAAAGGGAGGACAUGGCGGUGUUUGGCAUUGCCGGUCCAAAUGCAAACGACGAGGUGACGAAAUUUCAUCUUGGACGUUAUGUGAGUUGUAACGAAGCAAUCUGGCUGCUGUUUUCAUUCCCAAACUAUGAACGUCACCCGACUGUCGUGCAUUUGGCAGUUCACUUGGAGAACGGAGAGCGUGUGUAGUUUACGGACGCAAAUGCAGCGCAAAGAGCAGAACGAUCACCAUCGACUACAUUAAAAAAUUUAUUUUCGACAUGUGAGCGCGAUCUGUUUGCAAGGAGUUUACUCUAUUAGGAAAUGUCACGCUAUUACACAUAAACGCUGCAUCAAAGAAGUUUUAACGCCGGAAGAGAGGUGACGCUGUUGCUGGCUUCGCUGAUGUCCUUUCGACUAAUGCCCUCGGAUGAAUAUACACAGUGCAUCCACGCCAAGACGAAUGCUUAUAUCAUUGCUUGCUCUUGUUGAACAUUGGAGGCCCUACAUCCUUCGCUUCCUUGCGUACUUUAUAACCAGAAUAAAGAAAUUAAUUUUCCCUCGCUUCCCCCACCUCCUCCAGUGCGAGACGUUCUCUUUUUCGCUCGCACACACUCUAACCUGUGCACUACAUUUUAGAUAUUUAAUCGACAUA
Molecule: messenger RNA, 1547 nt
Organism: Drosophila obscura
Lineage: Eukaryota; Metazoa; Arthropoda; Insecta; Diptera; Drosophilidae
Exons: 3
Coding region: 139-501 (120 amino acids)
Source: RefSeq, a predicted model, not a curated record